GUCAACAUUCAGCUUUAUUUCCGAGGCUUGCACAGAAAGCUCGCAUACCUCAUCUCCGCACAUUAUAACACCAACAGCAGCGAUGCCACCACCAGUCAAAGCAGAUGGCAAGCUUGACAGAGCGGCCCGACAAGAGAACAAGGCCGUUGCUCAGGCACGCGCUGCUGAAGAGCAGUCGACAGCGGAGCUAAUCACUUAUUAUCGGAGCAGACUAGAGGGGUUCGAGGCGGAGCGUGCAGAGCUGCUGCAGCGCCUAGACCAAUGCGCUAUCCAAGGAGCAGAGAUGCAUGUCCUGGAGUGGGAGGCACGCAAGCGUGCUGACGAAGUGCGGGAGCUACAGAAGGCUCUCUCAGAUGCCCACAACUUUCUGUUCGAUGAGCGGCAGCGGCUGCUGGCCCUGCAGGCGGAGAACGACGAGCUGCGGCUUCAGGAGAUCCAGGACCGCAAGUCCAUACAGCAGCUGCUGGCACUACAGCAGGGCGGAACAGGGGCAGGAGGCGGGGGCCGGCAUCAGCAGGGGAGUGCCGGGGGCCUGCCGGGUCCCAACGUGGACCACCUGCUGCUGCAGAUUGAGUCGCUGCAGGCGCAGCUGAACGAGCAGAAGCAGCUGGCUUCUGAACGUAUCGCGGCGCUGCUUGAGGACCGGCGCAUCCGUGAGGCGGAGGAGGAGGCGCACCGGCGGCAGCUGGCGGCACAGCUGGAGGCGGCCAGUGAGCGGCUUGGUCGGCUGGAGGAGCAGCUGCGGACCACCACCAAGGACUACAUCGUGGCUCGGCGCGAGAAGCAGGCCGCUGAGGAGCGGGCACUGGAAGCGCAUAUGGUGCUGGCGGCGGAGCGCCAGGCGUUCCUGGAGCAGGGGGCGGAGGCGCGGCGGCGGGCGGCGGCGGAGCUGGCGGCGGUGCGGCAGGAGGCGGAGGACAAGCUGGAGGACGUGGAGAGCCACCUGAGGGCGCAGCUCAAGUCCAAGGAGGAGGAGUUGAUCAACCUGUCGUCCGUGCACACCACCUCCACAGCUGCCUACGACCGCCGCGUGCAGGAGCUGGAGCUCAGGGCGGCACGGCUGGGCGAGGCCAACAAGCAGCUGGAGCUGCGCCGUGCGCUGGACGUGGAGGGCUGGACGGCGGACGUGACGGCGCUGCGUAAGAUGCUCACGGCCGUGGACAUCAAGCUGCACGAGAUGCGGCUGGUGGAGAGGCUGGAGGACGAUGACCGGCUGGACGCCAUUCUGCAUGUACUGCGCAAGAAGGCGCCCAAGGUGGCGCUGCCUGGCCCCUCCGCCGGAACCAAGGCCGGGGCCCACCCGCACCACCACCAGGGCGGCGCGGGCGAGGCGCAGAGCGUCAAGAGCGCACUGGCGGAGGGGCUGCAGGACGUGCGCUGCCGUGUGCGGGAGCUGGAGCAGCGGCUCGCAGAUAAGCAGAAGCAGAUGCCGGCGGGUGGAGCGGGGGUGGCAGGCGCAGGGGGAGGCAAACCGGGCAGCGCCAAGGCGGCACGCCCGCGCGCAGUGUCGGCAUCGCGACGGCGGUAGAGGAGGGCUGUGAGGCGUCGUGUGGCGCGUCUGAUUUCGUGUCGCGCACAUUCGCGUUCGCGUUUCGAAAGCACUUCGCUUCGUGUGUACCGUAUUGCCUCCUUCACUGACAGUGACAACUUGUGGGUCAAGGUAGGACGUUGACCACCACUGAAUUUGGCUGGAUGCCUGCACGACAUAUAUAUACAACAUUGCAGUAUGCUUGUGCAGACAAUGGUAGUACGGUAUGAACUGCUCCGCGCUGCUUAUUGGGAGAGGGAUGUGCUGCGUGGCCUCAGCUCGAAGCAGCGCGUGCGCACACGGCUACCGUCCCGUAUCACAAGAUUGUGCUCUUACGACUAGUGUUGCACGCAAGCAACUGGAGGGAUGGGAAUUGCGGGAAGGGGGGAUGGUCGGGGCCGUUCGAGGGGGGGGGUCGGGCCGUUCGGGGCGCAGCUCGGCGAGGGGUACAGGGCACGCACUGGGGACCUGCUUGGACCUGCUUGGACCCGUGGUUCCAC
Messenger RNA from Chlamydomonas reinhardtii, 2028 nucleotides. RefSeq lists its product as uncharacterized. Lineage: Eukaryota; Viridiplantae; Chlorophyta; Chlorophyceae; Chlamydomonadales; Chlamydomonadaceae. Gene Ontology annotation, cellular component: centrosome. Bases 83 to 1528 code for a protein of 481 amino acids. The transcript is spliced from 7 exons. The record is from RefSeq and is a predicted model, not a curated record.